Molecule: messenger RNA, 2647 nt
Organism: Neodiprion fabricii
Lineage: Eukaryota; Metazoa; Arthropoda; Insecta; Hymenoptera; Diprionidae
Product: probable cytochrome P450 6a13
Exons: 4
Coding region: 109-1638 (509 amino acids)
Molecular function (GO): iron ion binding; monooxygenase activity; heme binding
Source: RefSeq, a predicted model, not a curated record
AGUUUGAUGUUCCUUGGCGCAGAGAGCACUGGAAGCAGUUCGUUUGGCAGAUCGUGACGAAGUGGCAGAGAGUUCGAUUCAUAAAGUGAAAUUCGGAACCGGGCAACAAUGUUUUUCCAAAUCGCAAUUAACCUGGGGCUAGUGUUGGUCGGUGUGGCUGCGGUUGUUUACAUGUUAAUUCGCCGGCAGUUUACUUACUGGGAAAGAAAGGGGGUGCCGUAUAUAAAGCUGGAAAGCUAUUUGGGCACCUAUGCCGACGUUAUAAACAAGAAGAAGUCGGUGCCUGAAAUGCUGAAAGAACUUUUCGGCAAGUUGAAAGGAGAGAGAUUCGGCGGUGUAUGGGAAAUCCUUUCGCCGAGAUUAUUCCUCGUCGAUCCGGACGUACUUCGGGACAUUAUGGUGAAGAAUUUCGACUCCUGGACCAGUCGCGGGAUGACCUUCAAUCCGGAAGUGGAUCCGCUCUCCCAGCACGUAGCCAUGCUCGAUGGGAAGAUGUGGAAGGGAGUGAGAACGAAGCUCACCCCCACCUUCACCUCGGCGAGACUGAAGCACAUGCAUUACCUUCUUUUGGAGUGCGCAAAGGACUUGGAGAAGUACCUUGACUCGCUGGCUCAGAAAAAUGAGCCCAUCGAAGCCAGGGAAGUUAGCGCCAAGUUCACCACGGACGUUAUUGGAUCAUGUGUAUUUGGGAUCCAAAUGAACUCGUUGAGCGACGAAGAUGCAGCCUUCCGUAAGAUGGGAAGGAAGAUCACUGACAGCUCUUCAUUCUGGAGCCGAUUCACGCUUCUGGUUCAAGCCAGUUCUCCGUGGUUGUUCAAGAAAUUGAAGCUCUCCCUGACAUCGCCGGACGUCGAAGAGUUCUUCCUUAGAAUCACGAGGGAAGCCUUCGAAUACCGAGAGAAGAACAACGUGCAGAGGCACGACUUCAUAGACCUUCUGAGGAACCUCAAAAACACCGACCAGAAACUGGGCGAGGAUGACGUAGUGUUCGAUGACAAACUCCUGACCGCCCAAGCGUACGUCUUUUUUGGAGCCGGUUUUGAGACGAGCUCAACGACGAUCGGGUACGCCCUUCACGAGCUGGCUGUUCAUCAAGAUAUUCAAGAACGUCUUCGGAAGGAACUGCGUGAAAUGCAAGCCGCUAACAAGGGAGAAAUCACCUGGGAUGGUUUGCAGGGCAUGAAAUACUUGGACAAAGUGUUUCAAGAAACACUAAGGAAAUAUCCAGUCAUUCCGCAAAUCGAACGAGUCUCAGUUAAGCCCUACCAACUCCCAGGAACAAACGUGGUGCUACCAGCAGGAUCAAAGUGCCUCAUCCCCAUCUACGCCUUCCACCACAACCCGGAAUUUUUCCCCGACCCGGAGAAAUUCGACCCGGAGAGAUUCACCGAGGAAGCCAAGGCUGAACGACGUCCCUACACUUUUAUACCCUUCGGUGGUGGACCCAGAAAUUGCAUAGGUUCUCGGUUUGCCGAGCAACAGUCGAAAAUCGGUAUCGUCAAGGUGCUUGACAAGUUCAAGCUUUCUCUGUGCGACAAGUCGCAAAAUCCACUCCGGUACAAACUUGGCGCACGAUUCCUCUAUCCGGAACGCGGAGUUUGGAUCAAGGUAACUCACCUUGGUGCAAACGAUAAGUGAAGUCAUCAGUUGUUGGACUGCCCCGUAUAACCCAGUCAAAAGUUCUGGUUUACGGUAUUGGAAUCGUAGUGAAUGUUAUUUAGUGUAAAAUCGUGAACCCGAGACGAACGAACUCAUUCAAAACUACAUUCUGUUUUUGAUAAAUUUUAUAUAUUUGGGUACGCAAAAUUUUGGGAACAGAUGUGCGAUGUGAAAUAUAAUUUUUAUACCACAAUUUUUAUACACAAAAUGUUUUAAAAUGACGUUACCUUGAACGAUCAUUAACACGGUAAAGCGAUUGAAGCAAAUCUUGACUUGUCACUAUCGUCUUCAACCAGAGGAGUAGACAUACUUAUUGCUACAUUCAGUUAGUAGCAAUAAAACUUGUUUACUAUUUUCUAUUUGAGGAGAGGAAUAAAAAUGUAGUCAGACAUUCAAUAACUAUUUGUUGAAAAUAUAUUCUUAGUAUUGUUUACAUCAAGUUUUGUACAAGGAAAUAGAAUGUGGCUAGUUCCUUGAAACAAAAUUAAUUUACAAUAAGAAAAUGAUUUGUGUUGUUUCUGUGUGACCGUGAGAAAUAUUACGUGCAGGUUUCUUGGCGAGAACGUAUUUGAACACUCAGUCAUUCGAUAUUAACUCAUGACACAAACGACAAGAUUUUUUAAUCUGAUAUAUUCUUCGAUACUGAACUUAAUUCAGAUUGUCCAAUAUCUUUGUAAAUUUAUUUCGUGCCGACUACAAUGGGUAAACAAUCAUAAUUGCAUUGAUAUCAAGCGUACGAGAAAACUUAUUCGUAUCUGCUAACUCAUACGAGAAUAAAUCUGAUAAGAUAUUACAGAUUACGAUAAUCAUGACAAGAACAAAAUUAAACGAUUUAUGCGCACGAAUAUAUCCAUAAUUAUAUAAAUAAUCGAACGACUUCAAGAGUAUGAAAGAUGUCGGCAUUUUCCUUGAAAAUCUAAGCGUUCACUGUCACCAUCAUCUGGCAGAAACCAAACUGUAAUACGUAAUAAAAAAAAAGUAUUAAUCA